AUGUCAUCAAUUAAACAUUGUUGUGUUCCCGUGUGUACAGAAAAUCAGGGCAGGAAGCAAGUGCUGCAUCGAUUUCCAAAUCCAAUUAAGGAACGAGAAUGUUUCAAUAAAUGGGUGUAUGCAGUUGGUGCUCAUCAGUAUAGAGCUUUGGACAGUGAAAACUCCGAAACUGCAAGUUCUACUGAAGAGAUGGAAAUAAAGCAUUGCCGGAGGAAUGCAGAGGGACAGCUAUCUUUAUAA
Parnassius apollo (apollo) is the source of this 240-nucleotide messenger RNA. The record is from the annotation of a GenBank genome assembly. Lineage: Eukaryota; Metazoa; Arthropoda; Insecta; Lepidoptera; Papilionidae.